This is a messenger RNA of Suillus plorans, 702 nucleotides long. RefSeq lists its product as uncharacterized. The record is from RefSeq and is a predicted model, not a curated record. Lineage: Eukaryota; Fungi; Basidiomycota; Agaricomycetes; Boletales; Suillaceae. The coding region runs from base 1 to 702 and encodes 233 amino acids. The transcript has 3 exons.
AUGGAGGAAGACUGCAACGUGGUGUCAUCUUCUGGCAUUGAUAGUUCACCAUCGCUAGAGAAGCUGUCCGUAAAUAUUGAGUACAUUGUUCUGGUGAGCGCUCCAGAAUCCCUUGCAAGCUCACUGUUCCCAAUUAUCUACGCAGCUCAGCUAUCCCUCAGAUCUUCUAAUACUGGAUUUGUGAUCGUCCCUUCAAUUCACACUAUAAUGCCGCAGUUUAGGCUGGGUGGUUAUUUCAUGGAUUAUUCCACCGCUCGCAAAGUUGCCGAACAACUCGCCAUCGACAUCACGCAAGGGCAGGGCUUCGCUGACUGGGAUGACCAGCACAUGGAGUGGCCCUUCAACGAUUGGCUGGCCACUAAUGGGCGACUCAAUGUCAAGGUAGCAGGAAUGAUGUCCCCUGAAACUGCCAUCGAGGGUAUGCUGUUCGUAUCUACGUUCCUUCACAUCGAGGACACCGACCCGGGCCCCCUCACGGAGACAGAGAACGAUUUGGCAGUACGGCAAUGGCUGGAGGAAUUAGGAGUACUGGAUGGGAUACAGUGGAUUUCGAUGCCGGACACGCAGAGAAUCACACUCGGGGGUACUCAGCCGAGAUAUCGUAAUAUAAGGUUUACAUGUUCGACAAUCGAGGCACACAGGGAACAAAGGCUCAAGUGUAUUCGUGAACUGAGGCGUCGAAAUGAGAUGCAGGAUAAAUAG